Messenger RNA from Lottia gigantea (owl limpet), 408 nucleotides. RefSeq lists its product as hypothetical. The coding region runs from base 1 to 408 and encodes 135 amino acids. The transcript has a single exon. Lineage: Eukaryota; Metazoa; Mollusca; Gastropoda; Lottiidae. The record is from RefSeq and is a predicted model, not a curated record.
AUGUUUCCCCUACCAUUAAAAGUUAGGAGGUAUCAAGGACCACAUUCCUCUUGUUUAUUAACAGCUGGCUCAAAUAUUGCAACCUCAACGAACAAACAUAGAAAUUUAAGUGAUAAUCAUUUUCACCGAACUAUUAUCUACAAUCAUAUAAAGUGUGUACUUAAUUUCACAUCAGGACUAUUAUCUAUGUUUUUCUUUGCCAGUGUGGGCACAGCAUUUAUACUUGGAUACAUUUUAACUAAAAUACUCCUUAGAUUCCAGUAUAAAAUGACAUUAUUAUUAAUCUUCAUGGACAGACAACCAUUUGAAUUAAAAUUAAUGAAUGAUGUUUUUAUAUUUUGUUUACAUGUUAUGUUAUUAUUGAUAGGGGGAUUUGGAUCUUUAUCAAUAUUUUUUGUGGAAAUGUAA